CCAGACUCCCCGCUUACCAUUCGCAAAUGAAUUAAAAACCAUUACAUUACUCAACAUGUUAGCACCAUCAAUGGAAAGCGAGAAUGAACCUUCUACAGCUGAGCUGGCAAUCCACCGGCACCAGACUAUCCCUACGAGAGUUCUCGAUACAAACUCGCACCUAAAUAGCAGUGUUUCGUCAGAACCAGAAUCAACCCAUAGGAUCCGCAGGAUCGGUAGAGCGUGCGAUGAAUGCCGGGGGAGGAAAAUCAAAUGCGAUGGAAGACACCCGUGCCAACAUUGCAGCUUGCUCGAACUAGACUGCACCUACGAUCAACCGAACAAGCGGUCGUCACGUCUCUCCCGAAAAGAGAUUGACGAACUAGAAUCCAAGCUGGAACGAGCCCAGAGUCUCUUGAAAGCACUUUUGCCGAAUCUAGACGUCGACAACCCGAAUCUAGAUGCUAACACAUUGAGCAAAUUGCGACUACCUAGCACUGAAUCCCAGACUGUAAUACAGACUGGCGUUGGCACUUCGGAUACAGCCACACGGAGUUUGCCACACGAUGGCACCGAGAAGGAUGUCGCAUUAGAAACUGUUCUCGAAGCGACUGGGCAACUGGAUCUUGAUGACCUAGGCAACUGGAGCUAUCACGGCCAUGGAUCAUCAUCUGCCUUUAUACGCCGCCUGGGAGAACAAUUCGGUAACAUUUCAGACUCAGGUGUUGGAAAGAAUACGGUGCUCAGGCUCCGGUCAAUGCCCCAGAUCCGCGAGUCGCCAGGAAGCUCAGAUGACCAAUCAUGCAAAAGCGCAAUGCAGGACUCCGUCCCACUACCUCCACGAGACGUUGCGCUGGAUUUAACAUCGAGUGCAUUGAAUGAGGCAUGUGCUAUACUCAGAUUCAUCCAUCAGCCAAGCUUUUAUUCCAUGUUUGACCGGUUGUACCUUGUCGACCCUGAGCAGUAUGGCUACGAAGAGAAUAUGUUUCUGCCGCUACUUUACGCUGUUAUUGCUGUAGGCUACCUAUUUUCGAACAGUGAGCGGGCUUAUUUCGGCUCUGCACAUGCUGUAUCUGAAGGGGAAAAAUACUUCGUCGCGUCUCGACAAAUGCUUGAUCUCACGGAAUGUCGCGACCUGUGGUCACUCCAAGCGGUCGUGUUCAUGAUCAUCUUCUUACACUCAUCGGCGAAAAUGUCCACUUGCCACUCGUACCUUUGCGCAGCGAUGGCUGCCUCUCUGCAGAUGGGCCUUCACCGCCGUGAACCUGAAGCUAUGAACCCGAUCGAGCGAGAAAGUCGAAAGAGAAUCUUCUGGACGAUCCGCACUAUGGAGACUUACAUUGUUGCCAUCCUAGGGUUACCGAGGACGAUAGGAGACGAUGAUAUUGAUCAGGAGAUGCCCUUGGAGAUUGAUGAUCAGUAUAUAACUAAGGAGGGCAUACUACCAAUGCCAGAUGGGCAAGUAUCGAUGGUCACAGGGUUUAACGCUCACACAAGGCUUGUUCAAAUCUUAGGGAAGGUCAUAACGAAAGUUUAUCCCACGAAAUGCAUGCAAAAGGAGGUCGCGCAGAGACCAAGAGCAUAUGUAGUCAUCGAUGCGAAGGUUCGUGAGGUAGAGGGAGACUUACAGCUCUGGGCCACGAAUCUCCCGAUGCACCUCCGGCCAGGUGCAGACUCGCCAAGAGAGCUUCUGAGGGUACAACAUCACCUCCGGCUAGCCUUUACGCAUGUGCAAAUGGUUCUCUAUCGGCCAUUCCUUCACUAUAUCUCGCACUCCAAAACGGAUUCACCAACAAGCGGACAGUGUUAUGCUUAUGCUGCGGCAUGUGUGGAUGUCGGCCGAAAUAUCAUUCACAAUGCACGACAAAUGGAGAAGCAGGAUACGCUCAAUGGGCCAUAUUGGUUUUCCAUUUAUACGACAUUCUGCGCAACACUUGCCCUAGUGUUUUACGUCUGGGAGAAUGUGGAAGUGGAGGGAACCUUGCAGACAUUGAAAGACGCUGAAUAUGGCCGGGACGUGCUUGCAAAACUUGCUUAUAAGAGUAUGGCUGCAGCCAGGCACUCUGAGAUAUUAGCGAUCAUAUUCACGCGGCUUCCGGGAAGAUUAGGGAAAGCCCAGGUGACGGCGCAAUCGAAAACUCGGAGAAAGCGCCACACAUCGUUGUCGAAAAAAAAUAAAGCUCGAGAAGCCCACAGCGAUCAAGAAGGGACUGACCACAGCUCAUACGAGUACCAGCCGCAAACUAGCACAUCCGUUAACCCACAAACCUCCACUCAGGCAAUUGAUUCGGUGGAAUUAGGUAGCUCUGCAUCUGUGGAGACCCCACAGGAGCCCUGGCCUGUUCCUGAGACAUUUUUUCUGUGUGGCGAUUUCUCUCGGUUUCUGGGUCCUGAUUCGAUUGAAGAUAUGUUUGGGCGCCAACCCCUGUAUCUUAAAGGCGGCUUGUCCCCAGAUUUUGGUUCGACAGUUAUGAAUCCCCCCCAAAACGUUGACUCCCUAGAUCAGUAUGUGAGCACGUUGGAUAUGCAGAGAGGGCAGAUACACCCUCACGAUUUCACAGGAAGAUUGGACAAUGCUGUCAUCGAUAACAUUGGCGAGCCAUUUGUUCCUUUAUCUCCAUACCUUUCACAAAUGCAUGCACCUAGUGGUAAUUCUUUCGUGUCUCGUGAGUCUAACAGACUCUACACAGGAGAUUACUAUGUGGUGGAUCAGAAUGAUAAUCUACGAGAGAUAUAGCUCCAAAGUAUGACGGAUGGUGUGGCUUUUGCCGCAUCUCAUCUGCAGAUUCGCUAUUACGAUAAUUGGGACGGAAUACUACACGCCACGACGGUUUUGUCGCCGACAUUACUUUUAUAUCUACAUGUUCAAGGUUGAAUUCGACGGGAGAGGCCUGGGAAGUUUAUGUAAAAAUAAUGAUUAGAACUGCAACCGUGAGGCCAUUUGCAUAGACACGAGCUUGAGCGAGCUUCUGCCUCGUUGCAAAAUUCGAAUAUUGCUCCCCACAACGACAAAGGAUGUAACUAUGCUCACAGUCCGUGACGAGUAGAUACUGCUAUACUUAUUUUCUCUACUCCAUCUCCUUGCCUGUUGCGAGAUCGAAUGCUAUUUCGCAAAUUCAGCGAGGUCUCGUUGAGCAUCAUCAAUAUACCUCCCACAGCGGGCAAUCCAAAAUCACUCGAACUCUGUCUGCACUGACGAUAGCACCAAAGAUUCCAGCGGACUUAGAAGGGUAUAAUUUCACAGGUAACGUCAACCUCUGAAUGAUGGCGGUAUUCGACAACUAUACAGCCAAGUCCUAUCGCCACUCCAACAACACCGCCGGUUACGCCGCCAACGAGCAGGGUAAAGAAGUGAGAAAUAAAUUCUUCCUUUUUGAGGGCUGUCAUGUCGAUUUAUGGUGACUACUGUGAGAACGCCAGAUAAGCUAAAUAGUAUAGCCAUAGAAUGAGCGUAAUAUAAUUUAGAGACCGAAACCAAAUCAGAUUUAGUUUCCGCAUAUCAUCCGUCGGAAAACACCCAGCCCACAACCGGAGAGGCCCGGCGGCUAGCAACGGCUCACCUACCCGCUUGAUCCGCCUAUCCGGACUGAGGGUCGGGCGGAUAUCCGUAAAGUGGUCUGCGUGACGGUCCUAACCUGGAACUAUGGGAACGUGAGUACGAUUGCAAGCGUUGCGGGCCAUUGCUUAUUUUGACCUUAACUCGACGAUACCACGAGAUAUCAGACUAUCUCGUGUACGCUAGCCUAGCCUAGCACCAGCACAGAUUCAACUCUCGAGCUGGGAUAGUACAUAUAUGGGGAGUUAGGGGCAGAAGGAGAGCCUAUGGCUAUAGUACUCCUUAAGACUAUAGUUACCUUUGAACUUGGAACAAGGGCUAAUACCAGCAGAAUUUGGAUAGCUUAUAGCUUAGUGCAAGAAGCUUAUAAAUAAAACAACAAUAACAAUAACUAGGAUAGGAUAGGACUAGGACAGCAGUAGUUCUUGUCAAGCCAGUCGUGAGGUUAAUGUAAAUGCCAGCAAAUUGAAGGGGAUGGUAGUAUGAAUAAUUUCUCAAUAGUAGGGUUUUUAAAAAAGGUGGAUAAGGUUUUAUUGCUUAGACUGUACUAAAUAGGGA
Molecule: messenger RNA, 4093 nt
Organism: Pseudogymnoascus verrucosus
Lineage: Eukaryota; Fungi; Ascomycota; Leotiomycetes; Thelebolales; Thelebolaceae
Exons: 6
Coding region: 56-2716 (886 amino acids)
Biological process (GO): positive regulation of transcription by RNA polymerase II; DNA-templated transcription
Cellular component (GO): nucleus
Molecular function (GO): DNA-binding transcription factor activity, RNA polymerase II-specific; sequence-specific DNA binding; zinc ion binding
Source: RefSeq, a predicted model, not a curated record